This is a messenger RNA of Carassius carassius (crucian carp), 1864 nucleotides long. Its product is annotated as steroid hormone receptor ERR2-like. The transcript is spliced from 7 exons. NCBI's taxonomy places the organism in Eukaryota, Metazoa, Chordata, Actinopteri, Cypriniformes, Cyprinidae. Gene Ontology annotation, biological process: regulation of DNA-templated transcription. Gene Ontology annotation, cellular component: nucleus. Gene Ontology annotation, molecular function: zinc ion binding; DNA-binding transcription factor activity; steroid binding. Bases 276 to 1652 code for a protein of 458 amino acids. The record is from RefSeq and is a predicted model, not a curated record.
CUCAUUUCUGCCUCUCUGCUGCUCACACACUCAUCGUAGCGCGCUCUCCUGCCUCCUCGCUCACUCUCUCUCUCCCCGCUUCACCCCUAUCAGACCCCCCCAUCACACACACACACACACACGUGUACCUGAGCUGGCGGUGGGCUGUGCUGCUGGAGGGGCUUUUCGCCGCAACUUUUCUGAAGGUGCUUGCUCGUGGUUUCGGGGGGAGAGGCGAGUGUCCGGCGUCUCCUCUUUCCUUCUUCUCUUCCUCCUGGAAUGCUACAACUGGGCUGAUGGACAUUUCCGAACUUUGCAUCCCUGAUCCUCUCAGCUAUCAUAACCAACUGCUGAACAGGAUGGCUGCUGAGGAGCGGCACAUGACGUCCAGCUGUGGAUCCUACAUCAAGACAGAGCCCUCCAGUCCGUCCUCUCUGGUGGACACGGCCAGCCACCCCAGUCCCGGCGCGCAUUCGGACGCCAGCGGCGGCUACGGCAGCGCCAUCAACAGCCACUCCAACGGCCUGGACUCUCCACCCAUGUUCACGGUGGGCGGGCCGCUGAGCGCGGCGGGGAGCGCCUGCCGCAAACGCUACGAGGACUGUUCCAGCACGUUACUGGAGGACCCCGGCUCCAUCAAGUGCGAGUACAUGCUCAACUCCAUCCCAAAACGCCUGUGCCUGGUGUGUGGAGACAUCGCGUCGGGGUAUCACUAUGGCGUGGCCUCCUGUGAAGCCUGCAAGGCCUUCUUCAAGAGAACAAUACAAGGUAACAUUGAGUACAGCUGUCCGGCCACCAAUGAGUGUGAGAUCACGAAAAGAAGACGAAAGUCCUGUCAGGCGUGCCGCUUCAUGAAGUGCUUAAAAGUGGGCAUGCUGAAGGAAGGUGUACGGCUAGAUCGCGUACGAGGAGGCCGACAGAAAUACAAGAGGAGAAUGGAUGCAGGAAACACAGCCUACCUGGGGCUCACACUGCCACCGCCAGCCAAAAAACCCUUGACGAAGAUUGUGUCCCAUCUGCUGGUAGCAGAGCCGGAGAAGAUCUAUGCCAUGCCAGACCCAACCAUGCCUGAGAGCGACAUCAAAGCGCUUACCACACUGUGUGACCUGGCCGACCGUGAGCUGGUGGUCAUCAUCGGCUGGGCCAAACACAUCCCAGGUUUCUCCAGCCUGUCUCUGGGAGACCAGAUGAGUUUACUGCAGAGCGCAUGGAUGGAGAUCCUGAUCCUGAGCAUCGUCUUCCGCUCGCUGCCCUACGAGGACGAGCUGGUGUACGCAGAGGACUAUGUGAUGGACGAGGAGCACUCGCGGCUCACGGGCCUGCUGGACCUCUAUGUGUCCAUCCUACAGCUCGUGCGCAAGUACAAGAAACUCAAGGUGGAGAAGGAGGAGUUCGUCACGCUGAAGGCCAUCGCACUCGCCAACUCAGACUCCAUGCACAUAGAGGACGUGGAGUCGGUGCAGAAGCUCCAGGACGCCCUUCACGAAGCACUGCAGGACUACGAGAGCUGUCAGCACACAGAAGACCCUCGGCGGGCGGGGAAGCUGCUCAUGACGCUGCCGCUGCUCCGGCAGACGGCCACCAAGGCCAUACAGCACUUCUACAGCAUCAAGAUGCAGGGCAAGGUGCCCAUGCACAAACUCUUCCUGGAGAUGCUGGAGGCCAAGGUCUGAUUGGCUGCUCGUCGCGUGACAUCAUCGAGCCAGAGACUGCGGAGCACAGCCUGAGACGUUUUUAAAGACCUGAAAAAAAAAUAAUAACUGGGUUUAAAGCAUAAAUAUAAAUGGAAAAAUAAUUUUAAAAUCUAUAACAAAUAUUAUGUACUUGUACAGUAAUGCUUUUUGUUCUUAAUCUGUGCUUAUAUAUGAUGGAAGACACUGUAAGU